Messenger RNA from Mesorhabditis spiculigera, 654 nucleotides. NCBI's taxonomy places the organism in Eukaryota, Metazoa, Nematoda, Chromadorea, Rhabditida, Rhabditidae. The record is from the annotation of a GenBank genome assembly.
AUGUUCGUCCGGGGCCGUGGUCGAGGCAGGCCGAAGCUGAUCGGCGACGAGCUCGACAUGCACCUCGUCGAAUAUAUGGUUCAGUACAAAAAAGCCGACGUUGGCCAGCACCUGACGGCGUCGCGUGCUCUCGACAUUGCCCGUGACUACAUCGUCGCCAAGGCGCCCGGCUUGCUCGAGGAGCAUGGUGGACAGAUCAAGCUCAAAAUCACGUGGGCCAUGAAGCUGGUGCAGCGAGUGGCGGAACGGGAGCGCGAGAUCGAGCUCGGCCUCCCACCGGGCACCCUGCAGAAUUUGGGCCGUAUGGUGCAGCACUUGCCGCAGAAUGCUCCCGUCGAUUUCGAGGCCCUCUUCCAGGCUUUUGCCCAGAGCGCUGCCCAGCAGAAUAACAUGCCCACCAACGAGAACGCCGUCACGCCCGAAAUUAUCAAGGGCCAAGAGAUUGACCUGGUCGCUCUGUUGGGACUUUGCCAAGAAGCUGGGGCCACGGAGGGCCAAUGCGAGGGCGAGGAGGAAGAUGGCGACAAUGACGAGAAGGAGGUCGAGAGCGCACCCUCCAUCUCACCGCAAAGCGCCGAGGAGCCGCUGGAGAACGGCGAGCAGCAGCCGCCCCCCUCCCAGUCCAACUCGCACCAGAACUUCAUCUACGCUUCG